This is a messenger RNA of Eimeria tenella, 1524 nucleotides long. RefSeq lists its product as uncharacterized. The record is from RefSeq and is a predicted model, not a curated record. Lineage: Eukaryota; Apicomplexa; Conoidasida; Eucoccidiorida; Eimeriidae. Gene Ontology annotation, molecular function: ice binding. Bases 1 to 1524 code for a protein of 507 amino acids. The transcript has 3 exons.
AUGGGGAGUCCCCAUGUUGGCUGCCGGGGGGGCCCCCCGGGGGCCCCCGUGGGGGGCCCCCCGGUCCCUUUGAGAGUGGCUUCCCGUGGGGGCCUUUUAGAGGAGCAUCGUUGGGGCCAUUUAAGGGGCCCCUCUCAGCUGCUGCUGCUGCCUGCAGAGCAGCAGCAGCAGCAGCUGCUGCUGCUGCUGCUGCUGAGUCAGCAGCGGCACUUUCGGCACAUUCCCACUAGUGGGUUUCCGGGCUUUCUGGAAAAGAGAAAACUGAAAAAGAAAAAGAAAGAAGAACCCUCGAGCGAGCUGCAGCGGCUGCUGCUGAGGCGCGUCGAGGCUUUCUCCAAACCCGUGAUCGCUCCAAGUGACCCCCCCUUAGAAAUGGACAGCAGCCGCAUCCCCUCGGCGUUACAAGUUUCCAGCCCGCUGCUGCCGCCUCACUUGCUGCUGCCGUUUCAGCAGCAGCAGCAGCAGCAGCAGCAGCAGCAGCGGGAGGAGCAGCCUCAAGAGCUGCCUGCUGCUACCAGCCUGUGGGAUAGCGUUGCGCUGCAUCUCGGAGAUCUCUCCAAGUUGAAGUCCUGCGGCGCCGUAGUAGGCAUAGACAGGUCUCUGCGCAUUUAUGGGGAGGGCCGGGGCUUUAGAGGUUCUGCUGCACUCUUUUCAGCAGCAGGGCCUUGGCUGGAGGCUUUCCUGCAGCAGCAGCAGCAGCAGCAGCACGUGCCACUGCAGCAGGAGCAGCAGCAAGACGCAGCAGCUGCGGCAGCAGCUGUCGACUCUUUCCUCGCUACUGCGCGGCAGCUGCAUGCGUCGCUGCUUCCCCCCAAGCUUCAGCAGCAGUGGCCACUUUCUGCGUCUGCUGCAGCAGACACAGCAGCAGCAGCAGCAGCGGCUGCAGCAACAGGAGCAGCAGCGGCUGCGCGCAACGCCGCCGCUGCGCUGAAUAGCGCAAGCAGUGACCCCGUUGCAGCAGCAGCAGCAGCGGCAGCAGCAGCAGCAGAGAGGGAGCCCCUGCCGCCGCAGCAGCUGCUGCGCCCGGGGGCCCUCGUGGUGACCCCAGGGUUUGGGGCCCCCCAUUUGUUUCUGCUGCACUGCGUGGAGCCCAAUGCUGUUCUGACGCAGCAGCAGCUGCUGCAGCAGCUGCUGCAGCUGAUUGACUGCGACGUGGCGGAGGCGCGGCACCAGCGCAAAGAGCUGCAGCUGCAGCAGCAGCAGCAGCAGCAGGAGUUUGAGCAGCGAAGAAAAGAAAGGGCCCCCCGCCUCUACUUGCUGGAGUGCUGCUACCGCAGAGCACUUGCUGCUGCUGCUGCACUUCAGCUGCAGACAGUGACGCUGCCGCUGCUGGGCACGGGCGCGGGUGGCUACCCGCUGCAUGCUGCAGCCUACUGUGCUGCAGCAGCAGCACACCGCUGGCUGCAGCAGCAGCAGCAGCAGCAGCAGAGGCUCAAGAUCGUUUUUUGUACUCCCGAGAGAAACGAGUGGAAGGCGCUGGACGUCAACAUAAGGCGGCGCAUGCAGCUCUUCACACCCUCGUAA